This is a messenger RNA of Camellia sinensis, 384 nucleotides long. The record is from RefSeq and is a predicted model, not a curated record. Lineage: Eukaryota; Viridiplantae; Streptophyta; Magnoliopsida; Ericales; Theaceae.
UCCUUCUAUGUUUUUUUUUAUUUUUAUUUUAUUUAUGAUCCUUUCUUUCUUUUGAUGAUGCAGGCAAUAAAAGUUCUGAAUAUGAUUAAACUUUAUGGGAAGCCAAUAAGGAUGAAUAAGGCAUCCCAAGAUAAAAAGAGCUUGGAUGUUGGAGCUAACCUUUUUGUUGGAAACCUUGAUCCUGUUGUGGAUGAGAAACUUUUGUAUGAUACUUUCAGUGCAUUUGGAGUCAUUGUUACAAACCCCAGGGUCAUACCUUCUUUACCUUCUGUUUCAUAUUGUUUUGCUGGGUUUUUUUUGGGACUUGUGUGUGGAUUGGACAAUGAAGAUAAGAGGAGGAAAAGGCCUAAAGAAUCACAUUCAAAAUUGUUGGCACACAUCUAA